This is a messenger RNA of Colletotrichum phormii, 1086 nucleotides long. RefSeq names its product fatty acid hydroxylase. The transcript has a single exon. Gene Ontology annotation, biological process: ergosterol biosynthetic process. Gene Ontology annotation, cellular component: endoplasmic reticulum membrane. Bases 1 to 1086 code for a protein of 361 amino acids. Gene Ontology annotation, molecular function: iron ion binding; C-4 methylsterol oxidase activity. The record is from RefSeq and is a predicted model, not a curated record. Lineage: Eukaryota; Fungi; Ascomycota; Sordariomycetes; Glomerellales; Glomerellaceae.
AUGUCUUCUACACUCACAGCAACUACAGCGACCCAGAGUCAGACUAUCAGGGUUGAAAGCAAAGAUCCUAUGAAGUCAACCUGGCGUCGCAGUGACAAACGUACGUGGAAAAUUGGCCACUGGAUUAUCGAACGACUUGGGCUCUACCAUGAAGAGCUCGACCAAUCUGCGCCGGUCCAUUCGAAAGCCGAUUCGGUGCCUUACGUCCCACAUUGGCAAUUCCAUCGGUGGAUACUGCUGCACGCAACCAUACCGCUCCUUCUUCACCAAGCUUUCGUAUCCUCCACAGGAUAUAACGUUCACCCAGUAGCGGCCUUCAUAUUCUACAGUGUGGCAAUCAAGGCUGUCGCUAUCCAUCAAAUCAAUAUAAUGCGCGGUCUCGGUCAACGCUACGGAUUCCUCGAUGGCGACAAACACGAACGCGACGGUGUCCCCGACAAAAGCGUCAAAACAGUCUUGGGGUCACUUAUAUCGACUGCCACGUUUCGAUCGAUGAUGGCUGUGAUUCUCUCGUACCGCCGGGAAGAGGCUCCAACUACAAUAAACUGGAUGCUUCUUCCUCUCGAAAUCGGUCUCUAUGGUGUUGUCUUGGACUUUUGGUUCUAUUGGUAUCACCGUCUUAUGCAUGAGGUCGACUCGUUGUGGAAGUACCACAAGACACAUCACCUCACGAAACACCCGAACCCUCUUCUUACACUCUUUGCGGAUAGCGAACAAGAGUUCUGGGACAUCGCCGGCAUUCCCUUCUUGACGUGGGCCACGCUUAGGCUCAUGGGACUGCCCAUGGGAUUUUACGAAUGGUGGUUCUGCCAGGAGUAUGUCAUAUUCACUGAAUUGACGGGACAUAGCGGACUGCGUCUUUAUGCCACAUCUCCAACACCUUUCGCUUGGCCGCUUCAGUUCUUUAACUGCGAGUUAGUCCUCGAGGAUCAUGACCUCCAUCAUCGAAAAGGCUGGAAAGCUAGCGGCAAUUAUGGCAAGCACACCCGGUUGUGGGAUCGCAUUUUCGGAACGUGUAUGGACAGAAUUGAAUGCGGUGCCGAUUCCGCAGACUACACAAAUACCGCUGUUAUUCCAUUAUUGUAA